AUGGAUGCCGGAGAUUUGCAGGGCUGGGCUGAGAGAGCUGCCUUUGGCGGACUGCUGGUGAGCACGAUGUUGGCUUGGUGGCGCGGCACCUUGGGUAGCGGACAGGCUUCGGAAGAGGGGAAGCCUCCCUCGUUUUACGCCAUGUCCUUCGCAAAUCUCGCCCUUGUUGUGCUGUUGUCUAACCGCUGGCUCGAAAGUGGUCACUUCCCGCUUUCAAACAUGUACGAGUCUCUUAGCUUUCUUGCGUGGGGUGUUACUGCAGUGACACUCUACUUCAGCGCAACUCAGACAGCACAGGGCGAGGAGCUGAAAGCGUUUGACACGCAAGCCAACUCGCAGUCCUCGCAGGCAAAGCAGGUCACCAGCGACAUUGCUGCUGUUUGGGCAUCGCCCGUGGCUCUUGGCAUUGUCGCCUUUGCCCAGUUCUCACUGCCCAAGGCACUGCAGAAGGCAUCUGCAUUAGUACCUGCCCUUCAGUCCAACUGGCUCGUGAUGCACGUGUCAGUUGUGAUGUGUUCCUACGCCACACUUAUGUUUGGAUCAGUCCUGUGCAUGGCUGUACUCGCUUUGAGUCAGCCAAAGGACAGCCCGAUCACAGCUGUUCGUGAGGCCGUGCUGCCGGCAUUGCAGGGCAUUGCCAACGGCUUGCAGCCGCAGCCAGCUGUUGCCACUGCUGCUGGGCAGUCGCCAGCCGUGGCCAUGACUGGCACCACCGGCCUGGAUGCCGGCAACACGGCAGCUGGACAGGCAGAGCGCCAGGACAGGACGCAGGUCGCAGUGGCAAGCUCAAGUGCAGGUGCUGCGGGUAGCGUCACAGUUGAGUUCACUUCCUCUUCUGGAUCAGCCGUCCUGUCAGAGGAUGACCAGCUGGCCAUUACGUUGGAUGACUUGGCAUACCGAUCGCUCCUGCUGGGCUUCGGCUUCCUGACCGUCGGAAUCGUUUCUGGAGCGGUCUGGGCAAACGAAGCCUGGGGCAACUAUUGGAGCUGGGAUCCGAAG
This is a messenger RNA of Symbiodinium pilosum, 999 nucleotides long. The record is from the annotation of a GenBank genome assembly. NCBI's taxonomy places the organism in Eukaryota, Dinophyceae, Suessiales, Symbiodiniaceae.